AUGGAACUGACAGGGCAUGGAGAAGCACUGCGACUUCUGGUUCUGACUGUGCCCCAGAAUUUCCUGAAAGACGCGUGCGAAGAACUCGAUCAACGCGUGUGGAAGGUAGACGUAGUGAACGAUCUCGUGUCGCUUUCAUCCGAUUCAGAGCUUGAUGUAUCCAUUUACACAGAAACCUCCGGAAGCUGCAGGUCUUGCGCAGAAGCUGCUGUGUGGGACAAAUUUGUUGACAGCAAGGGAAACUUGUUCUACCUCAAUCCGAAACCAAACCAUGCAUCUGUUUCGGAGCCUCGUUUAAAAAAUGGGACGGAUUGGAAGAAAACUGCGGGGCGGCGUCUGAAAUCGUUCUUGAAGAAAAAAUCGAGUGACGCGAAGAAUAAGUACGAUGCGUGCGAUGAUGGUCGGAAGGAUGUUUGGAUUCGAAUAUCUCGGAAGUCUUUGAAGGGUAAAGAAGGUGACGAGGAGGCUUUGUUGGGGCGCCUACUAGGCAUUGUUGCUCUUCCGCCGGUCAGUGCUGGAGAAAAUUUCGUUCGUGUUGCAGCCAUCCUUCCGGAGAGCAGUUGCUUGGUCUCCGGUAAAAUCAGUCCCGGUGAUCGAUUGAUUGCUGUAAACAGCGAACCAGUUUCAUAUCGGGACGUGCAAGACAUUUUAUCUGCGUGUCUGCGUAAGAAGCAGAAGAAGAUUAAACUCACGCUGCUUACAGCUGCUUCAAUUCGAACGGAAAAUCCGUUGGCGCCAGUGUUCAAGUCAAGCACGGAUGUUGGAAUAAUUGUUGAAAGCACCCCCUCGGUGACCGGAUCUGUAGUCGGAAAUUCAGAAAAUGAAGUAAAUUCUGCUGCUCGAGCGCAAUGGAUCUCCGCAUGGGACGCUCCACUUGUUCCCAGGUUACAGUCAUCUGCGCCUUUCGAGGGAUACGUUGGAUUUUUCUCUUUACGUGGCGGGGGAGACGAACCGGGAUGUCGGGACGUGAAUAAAGUCUUAUACUGCUACCCGUCUUCCGUGAAGUCUUGGAAAGGGAAGUUGGGGAAAAUGCGGGGGGCUCUGCUGACAUUGUCUCAGGUAGCGAAGGACGUCAUUUCGUCAUCACCUACUCUUUCGCGUUUGAAAUUGGACGAAAAUCACAUCUUGGUGUCCCAUGUUGUACAAGGACCAGAAGUUCUGAUUCUCGCCUUGGAAUGCGAUGAGUAUUACUCAAGAAACUUACAAGAAUUCAGAACGCAUGACCUUGAACUCUUCCUUGAUCUUGAAUUCGGAAAUUUGUUGGGUAUGCAAGAGGCGUUGAAAAGCAACGCUGGCAAACAAGAGCUUUUGAACCGCCUAAAUGCGGUUUUCGAUUCACAUUUCUCGUCGCUGCGGGAAGAGCGAAAUUCCGAGCUGAAUGGAAACUUGACGUUCGAGCUUAUGUCAUCAGGCCUUUGGGACGUGCUUGGUUCAUGUCGCUGUCCGACAAUUCCUUUGAAAUUGGGCCUAAAAAUGCAGUUGGAUUCCAUGCUAACUGACUAUGAGUCUGGAGCGUGGGAGUAUUCAGUUGAUUUCGAAUCCGACUGGUUGCGAGGUUGUUACAUAUCAGGUUCUGCAGUUUUUUUUAAGGGCUAUUUGCUGGCUUCUCACCUGAGUGAAGGAGUUCUGGCGAAAGUAGUAUUGCUUUUGAAAUUUCGGAAGUUAUUCGAGGUCACAUGGAGUCGUUCGGUCGAUCAACUAGUGGUUUGGCAGCCGAUUUUCCUCGAUGACGACGGCUUUCAUUCCGAAGAUAAACGCAUGAGCUACUUGCUCGUUGUUGGACAUGGCCAGCUCUUGUAUGUCGUCAUUUUGGAGUCUGCUGUUUUUACCGUCGGGUCUGUAUUCUUGGCGUUUGAAAAUGUUAGCAUUCCGAAAUUUAUAUUGAUUUGUCGCUACAGUCGAGAAGCUGUUGCGGGACCAGAAUACGCGUAUGUUCAACGGGGAUUCAAGUUGCUGCGGCAAAUCGGGUGUUUGCGGUUCACGGAAGUGGCUGCGGCAUCGCUCUUGUCUGGCAUUAUAAGCGGAGGACUGAAUCAGAUAGACUCGGUCCUGAAGAGCAAUGGGAAAACUUUGGUUCGCAAAAAGUCGGAAGCUAAGCAGAAGACAGCUGUGAAGAAUGUAGGGAACAAACCCCGACUUGUGGCCGCGGUUUCGCAACCGGUGUUAUAUCCGUCUCUUGGCAGAGACUCACAGCGGAGUGGCUUGAUGUUUCGAAGCCAAUCGCAGCGGGAUUUGACGUUUGAUGGUGAUCCGACAUGGGAAUCUGACGGUGAAACCUCGCGGUUGAGCUUCGCCCCUGGCAGACUCCGGGAAGUUGAUGAAUUGGACGGCAUCGAAAGACCAAUUAGACGUGGCCAAAGCAGAAAUGGUGUCGAUGAUCCUGCAGCAUCUUCGACUCCCUUGCCGUCGACUGGUUCCAGGUCGUCCAGUUACGUGGAAGAAACUUCAGUGAAAGGAGGUGUACUUAUGUCAUUGCAUCCUGAUGACAUUGAGGACAGUCGUGCCGAGUUCAGAGUAUCUCGCGGUCCAUGCAAUCCUGAUUUGGUUCCAUCAAUCUUCUACUUUGUGGCUGAGAUGCGAGAAAGUGGGGUAAUAUGUUGUCCAGUUGAAGGGGACAUACUUCGGCAAAACUCCAAAUCGUUUGGUCGGUUAUUGAACCACUUUCGAAGUGCGGUUUCCAUCAUACGGCGCCGUUUUGAUACCGAUCGGAAACUGAAAGCAUCUUCCCCGAUGAUUGAACAGGGCAUAUUGAUGACGUUGAAGAAUUUCGGCGUCGGGGAAAAGAAAACUUCAAGCGCCAAGAAGUCUUCAUGUCAUUUCUGGGUUAUCGGACGAUAUUUUCCUGCGCCGGUCGAACAAGAGUUGUUCGUCUGCCAUCACGAGUCAGUUCCACAGGACAUGACGGAAAUCGGUUUCAGACUUAUGUCGAAGUUUUGAGACCUGAGUCGAUUUGGAUUUAUUUCCCCGUGUGCUUCAAUCAUUAAGGCCAAAUAACGCAUUGCUUGCCAUUCACAAGGAUUCAGAAACUUUCUGUGAUGCCGAUAUAGCCUCGGGAAACUCACGUUUUGUUGAACGAAUCAAGUCGUCCAUCCAUUGCAACGUGGUGCAAAUUCGAACAUGAAUCAUAUUUUUUAAUGAAUCUAAAGUGCAUGUUUGAAUUAUGUAACGUAUCCGUCCAAAUAUAUCUAUUUCAUCUGAA
Notodromas monacha is the source of this 3199-nucleotide messenger RNA. The record is from the annotation of a GenBank genome assembly. Lineage: Eukaryota; Metazoa; Arthropoda; Ostracoda; Podocopida; Cyprididae.